Messenger RNA from Danio rerio (zebrafish), 1354 nucleotides. NCBI's taxonomy places the organism in Eukaryota, Metazoa, Chordata, Actinopteri, Cypriniformes, Danionidae. The record is from RefSeq and is a predicted model, not a curated record.
UUGCAUCUAAACUUCACAUGUUUACAGCUGUAAUUUCAGAACACACACGAAUUAUGGGCAGGCAUGAAAUUUGAUCUCUUCAACAUGUUCAGACCCUGUAAUUUACUAAAUAUGGAAUGUUUACGCCCCUGCAUUAUGCAAGUAUAAAACAGCAACCAUAAGCUUUUCAAACGCAAAGGACCAACAACAAAGAAACACGUUUGGCAUUAAAAAUCAGUUUUUAGUGACGGAACACAAAAAGUGAAGACAUGAUACGCUUCAACAUUUUACCCCUUCUGGCAUUCCUGCUCAGUUGCCAUGUGCUCUUCUGUGGAUCAGGCUCAGGUCUGGCAUAUGCUUCAAACAGUGAUUCCCUUCAGGCCGUAUGCAGAAUGCAGCCUAACACUCGACUAGAGCCUGGCAUGCCUCGUGUGUAUGGUCACAUUUUAUUCAGACAGUCUGGCCCAAAGGAAAAGCUGAGCGUGACUUUCAGGCUCUAUGGUCUCCCUGCGGACAGUCAGCAGCCCAGAGCCAUGCACAUUCAUGAGUAUGGAGACUUAAGCAGGGGCUGCGACUCUACAGGUGGGCAUUACAAUCCCCUCAACGUCAACCAUCCACAACAUCCAGGGGACUUUGGCAACUUUGUGCCCGUUAACAAGAAGAUUCGGCAGUCACUGGAAUCCCCUGCAACUCUCUUUGGGAAACUUUCAAUAGUCGGCCGGUCUGUUGUCAUUCAUGAGGGAAAGGAUGAUUUGGGCAGAGGUGGGAAUGUGGGAAGCUUGCUGAAUGGCAACGCUGGAGGGCGACUGGCAUGCUGUGUUAUUGGACUGAGAAACCCCCAAAAUUAAUAGAUAUUUUUAGCAAAGACUAUACAGUUCAUUUUUGCAGUAUACAAUGCUCAGCAUAUAUGAUUACACAAAUCUCUCUUUUAAAUUCAUAUUUUUAAAAGGAAGCUAUACAAUAUUAUAUUUGUGCAUAUACAUUAGAUUAGUCAGUACUGAAGCCAGAUCUGGAGCUUAUCUAAAGUUACGAUAGCGGUUAAAAAACUAGUACACCCAAUAUGUUAUAGAAAAACAUUAAAUAUAAAUUUUACAAAGAGGGAAAAUCAACAGAAGAAAAAAAAAAAGUUGGAUUUAUAAAAAGUUGUCAUUAAUUUUUUUUGCGGUAUUUAUCUUGAAUUUAAUAGUUUUAUCUUUUAAUUUCUAAAGAUGUUCUGUGUCUAAAAAAAUAUUUUAAAUAAUAUACCUGUUUUGUUUAAAUGCACCGAAAUACUUUGCCUGUACAUUAGCAAAAUAACUGAUGGAAUGCAUUUAAAUAUCUAGGUAUUGUGUUAAAAACACUAAAUAAUAAUAAAGAUUGAGGCUUUUUGAAAGCA